AUGGGCCAAGGUUGGGCUGCCCCCGGGCUGCCCAGCCUCCUCUUCCUGCUGCUCUGCUGUGGGCACUCACUACUAGUCUCCAGCCAUGUAACCACACACCAGGUGACAAACAACCAGAGGACAUCCGGCUGGGAAACAACCAGAAUCCAGACAACAACUCACCGGGCAACAAGCAGGCAGAGCCCAAACUUAGUAACCGAUGAAGCUGAGGCUAACAAGUUCGUGCAGGAGUAUGACCGGACAUCCCAGGUGGUGUGGAACAAAUAUGCCGAGGCCAACUGGAACUACAAUACUAACAUCACCACAGAGAAUAGCAAGAUCCUGAUGCAGAGUAACAUGCAAGUGGCCAACCACACCCUGAAGUACGGCACCUGGGCCAAGCAGUUUGAUGUGAGCCAUUUCCAGAAUGCUACCAACAAGCGGAUCAUAAAGAAAGUUCAAGACCUAGACCGGGCAGCCCUGCCUGUUAAGGAGCUGGAGGAGUACAACCAGAUCCUGCUGGACAUGGAGACCACUUACAGCGUGGCUUCUGUGUGCCACAUAAAUGGCACUUGUCUACAGCUGGAGCCUGAUCUAACAAAUAUUAUGGCCACAUCUCGAAACUACGAACAACUGCUAUGGGUCUGGAAGAGCUGGAGAGACCAGGUGGGGAAAACCAUCCUCCCUUUUUUCCCCAAAUAUGUGGAACUUGCCAACAAGGCUGCUCGACUCAAUGGCUACACUGAUGCAGGGGACUCCUGGAGAUCUAUGUAUGAGACACCAUCCCUGGAACAAGACUUGGAGAAGCUCUUCCAGGAGCUGCAGCCGCUCUACCUGAACCUGCAUGCCUAUGUGCGCCGCGCCCUGCACCGGCAUUAUGGGGACCAGAGCAUCAGCCUCGAGGGCCCCAUUCCUGCCCACCUGCUGGGGAACAUGUGGAGUCAGACUUGGUCCAACAUCUAUGACUUGGUGGUGCCCUUUCCUUCAGCUCCUAAGAUUGAUGCCACAGAGGCCAUGGUAAAGCAGGGCUGGACACCCAGAAGGAUGUUUAAGGAAGCCGACAAUUUCUUCACCUCCCUGGGGCUGCUGCCUGUACCCCCUGAGUUCUGGAACAAGUCGAUGCUGGAGAAACCGACUGAUGGGCGGGAGGUGGUGUGCCAUGCCUCAGCCUGGGACUUCUACAACGGCAAGGAUUUCAGGAUCAAGCAGUGCACCACUGUCAACAUGGAAGAGCUGGUGGUGGCCCACCACGAAAUGGGUCACAUCCAGUAUUUCAUGCAGUACAAGGACUUGCCUGUGGCCUUCCGGGAGGGCGCCAACCCUGGCUUUCAUGAGGCCAUUGGGGAUGUGCUGGCCCUCUCUGUGUCUACUCCCAAGCACCUACACAGCAUCAACCUGCUGGAGCAUGAGGGCGGUGGCUACGAGUAUGACAUCAACUUUCUGAUGAAGAUGGCCCUGGACAAGAUCGCCUUUAUCCCCUUCAGCUACCUCAUCGACCAGUGGCGCUGGAGGGUCUUUGAUGGAUCCAUCACCAAGGAAAACUACAACCAGGAGUGGUGGAGCCUCAGGCUGAAGUACCAGGGUCUCUGCCCCCCAGUACCCAGAACUCAAGAUGACUUUGACCCAGGGGCUAAGUUCCAUGUUCCUUCAAGUGUGCCUUAUAUCAGGUACUUUAUCAGCUUCAUCAUUCAGUUCCAGUUCCACGAAGCCCUGUGCCAGGCAGCUGGCCACAAAGGCCCCCUGCAUAAGUGUGACAUCUACCAGUCCAAGGAGGCAGGGAAGCUGUUGGCGGACACCAUGAAGCUGGGCUUCAGUAAGCCAUGGCCAGAGGCCAUGAAACUGAUCACAGGCCAGCCUAACAUGUCAGCCUCAGCCAUGUUGAACUACUUCAAGCCAUUGAUGGAAUGGCUCAUCACUGAGAACGGGCGACAUGGGGAGAAACUGGGUUGGCCGCAGUACAACUGGACACCAAACUCCGCUCGCUCGGAAGACUCCUUCCCAGACUCCGGCCUCGUCAACUUCCUGGGCAUGAAUCUGGAGCCACAGCAGGCCCGAGUGGGUCAAUGGGUGCUGCUCUUCUUGGGGGUCGCCCUGCUGGUAGUCACCUUGGGCCUGGCCCAAAGGGUCUGCAGCAUCCGCAGUCACACCUUCCACCAGCCCCACCAUGGGCCCCAGUUUGGCUCUGAGGUGGAGCUGAGACACUCUUGAGAUGACCAAGAUGGCUGGGGCUUGCCAAGGGAUGUCCCAUGAGAAACCAGAACGGGAACAGGAUGCCCAAGGAGAAGGCAGCUCCACCUCCCUCCCUCCUCCUUCUUUCCUUCUUCCCCCUCCUCUUCCUCUCAUUCUGCCUCCCUCCCCUCUGCUCCUCAGACCACCAGAAUCACCCAAGUCCCAGCCUCCAUUCUUCAGGCACCCAGCCAUCAAACACAGGGCUUCUCCCCUAGUCUCUCUGUGAAUGCAAUUAAAAGUCCUGCCUCCCCAUCUGAGUCUGUGUCCCUCACAGUUGGAAGCCAGGAAGAGGGUCAGCGUGCUCUCUUGCUCUCUCUCUUUCUCCUGGCAGUUCAGUGGUGCCCUUUCCUCAUGGCUUCCUCCAUUCCCUUUCAAGAAAAGCCUUGGUGAAUCUCCCAACUCUGGCUUCCCACCAGCUCAGGCACCCAUACCCGUGUCCUGCUGUGGUGGGCAGCUCCUGCCCUCUCAGGAUCCUCAGGAGGCUUCUGGGAUCAUAGGAUUCUCACAUGUUGAUGCAACUUUCUGCCCAUGCAUGGUCAGGUUCCCCUAGCUGCCCCUGGCUUCGUCUGCAGGGCAAGUACCCUGGAAGGGCCUGACUCAAAGAGGUCAUCUUGAGCUCCUGCCUAUACCAGCUCUGUGUCCACUUGUGUGAAUGGACAGCCUUAGUUUUCAGACAGAGCUAUUCAGAUAUUGCCUAGGAGAGAAGGCCCUGGAAGGGAGUUCCCUGGACAGGGAUGAUACAGGGUUAACUGCCAGAGGCUGCCUGCUUGCUCUUCCCAGCACACACAUUCUCACUAGGAGCUGUCCCUGGGAAGGCCUGCUUAGAUUUCAGAGAAUGUCAUUUUGAGGGACAUUUUUAUAACUUUUCUCUCCGUGUUUAUGUAGAAAAUUUAAAAUACUAUAAA
Messenger RNA from Dipodomys ordii (Ord's kangaroo rat), 3113 nucleotides. Its product is annotated as angiotensin-converting enzyme-like. The record is from RefSeq and is a predicted model, not a curated record. Gene Ontology annotation, cellular component: plasma membrane. NCBI's taxonomy places the organism in Eukaryota, Metazoa, Chordata, Mammalia, Rodentia, Heteromyidae. The transcript has 14 exons. Gene Ontology annotation, molecular function: peptidyl-dipeptidase activity; metallopeptidase activity. Bases 1 to 2187 code for a protein of 728 amino acids. Gene Ontology annotation, biological process: proteolysis.